GGAAUAUGAAAGAAGUUGUGGAUAUCAUAGGCCAGAAAAAGCCAGCAGAAAAUGAAAUUCAUGCAGCCAGAGCCUUCCUUACAAGGAUUUUGAGAAAUUCUAUGAGGAAGAGUGAUCCGAGCUGGAGGCCUCACUCCUGGCAUGCCACCAAAUGCUCUGACAGCCACGUGGAGCCAGUGGCCUCUCUGUUCCCCUCUGCCAGCGGUGGCCCUUCCUGGCACAGCCGACACCACGCCAGUUCUUCCUCCCAUGACUUGUCCAGCUCAUGGGAGCAGACGACCCUCCAGCGUGCCUCUGGCCACUUCAGCUCCCUGGGGAGUAUGGACAGCCUGGACCACCCCUCCCAGUCCUACCCCUCUGGCCGUCUUUCAGCAGCCAAGUCCAACAGCAGCAUCGACCACCUGGGUUCCCAUAGCCAGCGAGACUCAGCGUAUGGCUCCUUCUCCACCAGAGCCCCGACUGGACUGCAGCUGGCCAUCCUCUGA
Messenger RNA from Otolemur garnettii (small-eared galago), 485 nucleotides. RefSeq names its product protein Shroom2-like. Gene Ontology annotation, cellular component: apical plasma membrane; cortical actin cytoskeleton; apical junction complex. Gene Ontology annotation, biological process: actin filament organization. Lineage: Eukaryota; Metazoa; Chordata; Mammalia; Primates; Galagidae. The transcript has 4 exons. Gene Ontology annotation, molecular function: actin filament binding. Bases 6 to 485 code for a protein of 159 amino acids. The record is from RefSeq and is a predicted model, not a curated record.